Messenger RNA from Sciurus carolinensis (gray squirrel), 4635 nucleotides. RefSeq names its product lebercilin LCA5 (gene Lca5). The transcript has 8 exons. The coding region runs from base 452 to 2539 and encodes 695 amino acids. The record is from RefSeq and is a predicted model, not a curated record. Lineage: Eukaryota; Metazoa; Chordata; Mammalia; Rodentia; Sciuridae. Gene Ontology annotation, biological process: intraciliary transport. Gene Ontology annotation, cellular component: axoneme.
GGUGCGGGAAUCCCGCGGUGCAGUCUGGGCCUCCGCCUCCGUUACCCUGGAGCCGAAGUCGCCGUGCCGCUGCCACCCCGGAGCCGCGGUCCCCGCCCCUGCCCCUUCCCAGUGCUCAAACUUCCCGUACCCCGGCAGCCUCGGCACCCGCCCGCAGCUUCCACAGGACCCUGGCACCAGCACUUUGGCGACCAGACGCCGGGCCCCGGCUAGGAAUUCGGUCCAGGAAAGGAAGGCAAGGAGGCGGGACGCCGCGUCGGUCUCCCGAAAAACCGAGGAGGCUUGGGGGGAAUAAAGUGUGUCUCCUGGUUGCUAAUGCGAAUUGUGGACUAAGUAUAUACUGUGGAGAAAAUAAAUUGAACAGAAAUAAUACUAUGAAGACGAUGAAAAUGAUCUUCAGUGUUGUCAUCAAUCUGUGAAUUUAUGUGACUAGAGACGAUUUUUCAAAACAAUGGGGGAAAGAGCGAAAAGUCCAGAUGCUGAUCAAGAAAGAAAAGCAGACAAACACCAUUGCUCUAAUUAUUCCUCUGAUUUUGGAACUACAUCCCCGUCUUCUGGUCAGUCAUCGCCAGUCAGUCCUUCUCCACCUACAAUUAUUAAGGGAAAAAAUACUAAAAAACAAGUAUCAGAUAACCAAGUAUAUUGUCAAUCCCCCAGGAAACCGAGCCCUAAGGGGCUAUCAAACAAAAGAGGAGUCCAAGUGGGAUUUCGUUCCCAAAGCCUCAAUAGAGAGCCACUUCGGAAAAAUCCUGAUAUUGUCACAAAACGGGUUCUUUCUGCAAGACUGCUAAAAAUCAAUGAGUUGCAGAAUGAAGUAUCUGAACUCCAGGUCAAGUUAGCUGAGCUGCUAAAAGAAAAUAAGGCUUUGAAAAGGCUUCAGUACAGACAGGAGAAAGCCCUGAAUAAGUUUGAAGAUGCAGAACAUGAAAUCUCACAACUUGUAAUUCGCCAUAACAAUGAGAUUACAGCACUCAAAGAACGCUUAAGAAAAUCUCAAGAGAAAGAACGAGCAACUGAGAAAAAGGUGAAAGAUACAGAAGGUGAACUAUUUAGGACAAAAUUUUCCUUACAGAAACUGCAAAAGAUCUCCGAAGCUAGACACCUACCUGAACGAGAUGAUUUAGCAAAGAAACUAGUUUCAGCAGAGUUAAAGUUAGAUGACACCGAGAGAAGAAUUAAGGAAUUAUCGAAAAACCUUGAACUAAGUACUAACAGUUUUCAACGACAGUUGCUUGCUGAAAGGAAAAGGGCAUAUGAGGCUCAUGAUGAAAAUAAAGUUCUUCAAAAGGAGUUACAACGACUAUAUCACAAAUUAAAGGAAAAGGAGAGAGAACUGGACAUAAAAAACAUAUAUUCUAAUCGCCUGCCAAAGUCUUUUCCAAAGAAAGAAAAAGAAAUUACACCAAGGAAGAAUGCUGCAUGCCAGAGCGAUUUUACAGACCUGUGUACAAAAGAAGUACAAACAAUUGAAGACUGUGAGCUGGAAGAAUUACCUGUAACACCACAAACAAUUAUGAGUUGUGAAAAUAAAUGGGAAGAACCAGAACAUCUUACUUUGAAUCUGGAAUUCCAAGAGCAAGAUAAACAUGAAGAAGCAGGAAUUCUAAACCCAAUUGUGAAUGAAGAAGAAAAAUGCAUUAAAGAUCAGGGACUACAAAUUGUGAAACAGGAGAUCGAGAAACUAAAGGACGAAUGGGAAAGAGAAGAACUCAAUAAAAAGCAGAAAGAGGGAGAAGAAAAGCCUGAGUUGGAGACUGGAAGAUACCAAGUGGAAAUGUAUCAGAUUCAACGUAUUGAUAAAUUGGAAGAAGAAGAAGAAGAAGAAAGACUGAAGAGAGAAAUGCUUCUUGCUAAACUGAAUGAAAUCAACAGAGAACUUCAAGAUUCUCAGAAUCUAAAAUGCCCUCUUUUGCCAUUAAUACCUGAUUUGGGAUCAAAACUGCAUUCCUCAGAGAAAAACUCCAAAACAUACGUGUUCUCUGAAUCCACAGAGAGAUUAUUUAAUGGGCAUCAUAUGCAAGACAUCAGUUUUUUAACUCCAAAAGUAGAGGGUCGGAAUUUAGGAAAUAUUAGAAGUCCAACCUCUCCAAAUGAAUUUGCAUUUGGUAGCUAUGUGCCUUCAUUUGCAAAAACAUCAGGGAAGUCAAAUCCAUUCAGCCAAAAAAGUGGCCUUUUGGAUUUCAAAAAAACCAGUAUGGAAGACCUUAGUAAAGACAGUGCGGAUUUCAUUGCAAGAAAAGAGAAAAAAGCCAAUUUGAUGGAACAGCUAUUUGGUACCAGUGGCAGCAGUCCCAUUUCCUCUAAAAGCAGUAACCCAAGUUCUCUGGCUGCCAGCAAAGGAGACUUUGACUCUCUAAAUCUUCUCCCUGGAGAUAAAAGCAGCAGGGGUAGAGAGCAUGAUGAAGAUGAAGACUAUUUCCUUGGUGAAGGAAAAAGUUUUAAUUCAAAUAGACAUCGAUUAAAGCAUGCAAACAAUAAACCAGCAGUAAAAGCAGUUGAUUCUGUAGAAGAUGAAAUUGAAGAAGUAGCACUGAGAUGACUGACUAGAGUAUACUUUUUUGAAUUGUAAAUAUUAACAUAUUUUAAUACAGUAUUUAUGAUAAACAUUUAGACUUUUUGAUGUUAAAAGUUCCUCAUUAAGGAAUGAUUUCUAGUAGCUAAAUACGUUUUUUAAAAGUAUUUUUUAAAAAGUAUAUCCACACGACAUAGGUAGUUUGCCAGGAAUGAAGAAGGCUUUUUUGAGUGAAACCAAAAAUAGAGAUUCUCUUACUUCAUGUUGACUUUUUACUUACAAAUAGGUUUUAUCUCUUAAACUAGCUGUAUGGGAAGUUUUACUUCAUUGGAAAUCAUUUAUUUUCUACUUUUUAUCCCUAUUUAUUUUGAUCAAAUUCUCACUGAGCUAAAUAUAAUCUUCCCACUGAUUACUGAAUGAAAAUUAAGAGUGAAUGACUUUGUAGUGGGAAAGGAAGGUCCCAGGUGGUAGAGAUCUGGUGCUAUGUAGAAGCCUGCUUUUUAUGGGUUAGGGGUAAAGGUCCCUCCCUGUCUUAAGUGGCAAGACUGAGCUAUUCUUGAGUGGUAGCUGUGACAACAUUAGGACUCCCCAUUCCUCUGAAAGUACUCACAGUUAAACACUACUCUUUUACAAUAUCCUGAAAUCACUUAACUACAAUUCUACUAGCAUCUUAGAUGGAAUUCAGAAGACAGUUCUGUACAUGGACAGUUCUUCUCUGGCAUGACUCCCAGAGGUCUGGGUACAGUGUAAUUCUCCUUGUUCUCAUACAUUCUUUAUGUCUCAGUGACUGGGGGUAAGAUUUCAUACCAAAUACAAGAAAUAGAAAAGAUUUUCAACUCAAUUAUGUUUCCAGAGUAGUAUCAUUUGGAAAGUUUAAUACUUUUAAGAUUUGAGCUUGCCCUCAAACCAAGGAGACAACAAUAGUGUAAUACUAAUUGGACUUACAAGACUAAUUUUAAAGCAGCCUUGGAUAAAGACUUUUUUGGAGGGCUUCUGCCCUACAAAGUAGGUUGGAUAGUUUUCUGUAGAAAUGCAUUGGUUUUCUUUUGGUUAUUUGCAGUUCACUUCAGCUGCCAAGGAAUAUGCUGGGUGUGAUUGGUUUUUAAUAAUGUACAACCCCAACCAAGGACAAAACACUGUUAAAAUGAAGAUUGGAGGAAAGAGUGUAUACAGAAGAAUAAAAACUUCAGUUUGACAGUUAUUCCAAAGUGAGCUGUUUUUUCAAGAGUUAUCUGUAUAAUUUGCUCAUAGUAUGGUUUCUGAUGCUAAGCAUGUAUACUGAUGAGGGGAAAGAAUUAUUAGUGUAUCUAGAGCUCUUACAAAUGCUUAUUAGUGAAUAUCAUUUCAUGACUUAUUUAAUAAGACUUAUCUGUUUAGGCCUCUAAUUAAAAGAUGUACCACCUAUCAUCUUCUGAAUUGUGUUCCUGUCGUUUAUUAGGAACAGAAACUCUGCAUUUAGUACAUUGCAAAUCAUUCUAAUAUGUGUAAAAAAACACAACAGUAUUUAUAAAAUAUUAUUAUGUAAUAAUUUUGUUCAUAACUGCUAAUCUUCUGCCAAAAGUAUUCUAAUUUUUACAUCGUUUUAUUUUAAAGACCUAAAGCCUUUUAGGAAAGUUUUUUUAUUCAGGUUAUUUUAAUUAGGCCCUUCUUUUUUUCUACAUGAUAUCUUUAACUAGAUGUAAUAAGACAAUUAUUAAAACUAAACCUAAAAUUGAGGUGUAGACUUAAAAACAUUAUGGCAUUAAAUAUUAAAAUUGGAAAUUAAAAUGUACAGAACAGGGUUUUUUUUUAAUGGACAAACUUUAGAGAGUGAAUCAUUUUUUCUAAAUGUCAAGUUAAAUUUAUUUGUACUUAAAACUCUUGUUAAUAAAAAUUAAAAACUUACUAUGACUCUUUAUUUGCAUGAUAUCUUAGGUUACUUAGAAAUAUGUAGUAGAAACAGGAAUGGCAGGGUUAAUUUUUAUUUCAUUAUUCAUGUUUCUUUUUCCUGUCCAGUAUUUUUAGUUGAAAUAGAUGAAUUUGCCCUAAGUCAGGUUAGAAGGUAUGCUAGUCUUAUCAGAUAAUUAUAGUUUUAAUUAAUUCUUUCACUCUUUAAUAGCUAUCAUAAUGUAUCAUAAUGGCAC